Molecule: messenger RNA, 2641 nt
Organism: Drosophila novamexicana
Lineage: Eukaryota; Metazoa; Arthropoda; Insecta; Diptera; Drosophilidae
Gene: Fpgs2
Product: folylpolyglutamate synthase
Exons: 1
Coding region: 117-2423 (768 amino acids)
Biological process (GO): tetrahydrofolylpolyglutamate biosynthetic process
Cellular component (GO): cytoplasm; mitochondrion; cytosol
Molecular function (GO): ATP binding; tetrahydrofolylpolyglutamate synthase activity
Source: RefSeq, a predicted model, not a curated record
ACGAAACAGAAAAGCAGAAAAAACACAACAAGACUGAAAAACAAUUCGGUCAUAGGAAAAUUUUUAGAAUCUAAAUCUUAACUUUUUAGCCAUAAUUUUUACACGCCGUUUUUGUAAUGUUCUUGCUUAAGUCGCCGGUCAAUCGACUUAGGCUAAUACCGCUUCGAAACACAUACCAAUGUAGCAAUAGCUUCUUCAAGUGGACGGGCAAGAUGCCCCAAGCUCCCAACCAACAGCAGCAGGUGCAGCAGGUGGCAAAGCCAACAUCACGGGAAAAAUCAAUCGAGUCGAACGCACAAGCCCAGCAGCACAAGGAGGCUGCCAUCAAUGAGCCGAAACUGCCCAAGAACAAAGCCGUACCGCCGCCUAAGAUCAAUGUCAAGGAUCAGCGCGAUAAAUGGCUGGCCAAGGUCUCGCCCAAAAUGCAACGCAAAGCGAAGGGGAGCGCCGAAGCUGAGCCAGCCGGUGGCGGAAAAUUUAUACAGCAGCCGUCGCACAUGCUGAACAAUGAGGCCAAUUCACAGCACUUUGGCAUGCCCAAGCAGUUGCAGCAGCCAGCCUGGAUGCAGCAGCAGCAGCAACAGGUGCAGAAGCAUCAGCAGAAGCAGCAGCAGCAGUUAAAGAAACCCGCUGAUGAUGCGGGCGGCGGCUCGGCGGAGCGUAAAUCCUGGAUGAAUCGCAUGCACGGCUCACAGCAGACCAAGCAGGCGCAAUGGCUGAAGGAUAUGCAAGCCAAGCAGCAGGCGGGACGCGAUAUGCAGCAGCAGAAAAUGCAACAGAUGAAACAUACAUCGCCCCAGCCCCAGUCCCAGUCGACACAGCUCGGCAAACCCACAGCAAAAGCUGGCACUGCAACAGCCACAACACUUGGAGCAGCUGAUGCUGCCGAACCGCCCGUUGAGGAGCUACCCGAGCCCAAAACGCCCGAACGUCUGGCCUAUCUGGAGGCCGUUAAGCAGCUGAACAGCUAUCAGAUACACGAACCGACUGCCGGACGGGCACAGUCGAAGUCGAGCAGAGGCAGUGACCAGGUUGAUCCGAACAUUGAGCAUACGCUGCAGUGCCUCAAGCAGACGGGCUUCGAGGAGGGUCAGCUAGAGCGCAUACCGGUCAUCCAGGUGGCAGGCACCAAGGGUCGUGGAUCCACCUGUCUACUGGUCGAGGCCAUUUUGCGCGCUCAUGGCGUCAAGACGGGCGUACUGUGUGCCCCGCAUCUGUUUCUCACCAGCGAGCGGAUACGCAUCGACGGCGAUCCGAUGAUGGAGACGGAAUUCACGGCGCUGUUCGGACAGCUGCAUCAGAAAUUGGCCGCCAUGCAGCCGCCGCCCAGCUACACGAAGCUGUUGACUGUGAUGGCAUUCCAUGCGUUUCGCAAUGCCGCCGUGGAUGUGGCCAUUGUGGAAGUCGGUAGCGGCUGUGCCAACGAUUGCACCAAUAUAACAUCCCAUGCGCGUACCAUUGGCAUUAGCUCGCUGGGCUGGGAGCAGAACUUCAGCCUGAGCAAUUCGAUGCGCGACAUUGCCUGGGCCAAGGCGGCCAUCAUGAAGCCCAAGGCGAGCGUCUACACCAGCGCCAGUCAAACGGAAUGCUGUGAGGUGCUCAGCCAGCGUGCCAAGCAGGUGGGCAUUCAGCUGCAUCGCGUGCCCAGCUAUCCUGCCUAUAUGGAGGCCAAUGCGGGCAGCAAGAAGCUGCUAACCGGCGCCAAUUUCAACGUCAAGCUAAAUGGCUCGCUGGCCAUCCAGCUGGCCUAUGACUAUCUGCGGCGCUACUAUCCGGAGUAUGUGGUGGGACUGGAGCACAAUAGCGUGCUGUUAACGCCGGGCGCCACGCGUGGCCUGGAGAUGUUCGAGCAGCGCGGCCAAUUCGAGGUAAUGAAGCAUGAUAUUUUUAAUGUCUAUCUGGAUAGUGCGGACACGCUGGAGAGCAUGAUGAUGUGCCGGGAAUGGUUCUAUACGCGUACGCGCAGCAGUCGCUCACCAAAGAUUUUGCUCUUCAGCAAGGUUAACGAGUUCAAUGCCAAGGAUCUGUUGACCAUAUUGCGGCAUAAUAUGCGCUUUGAGGAGGCCUGUUUUGUGCCCAGUCCCAGUUACUUUGAGGGCGACUCCCUUGAGGAGCAGGAGGAGGGCCUGGAUAAGGAGACAAAAGAAGCCAUCAAUUGGCAUAGCAUGGAGGAGCUACAGCGUGCCCGACGCAAUGCCAGCAAUUGGCGUUCGCUCUGCGAGGAAAACGGCACACGCGACAAUUCUCACAUGUCCAUCUCGAUAGCGGCCGUCUUUGAGCAUCUGCGCGAAAAAUAUGGCAAACAGAGAUAUGGCAUGCGCAACGAACUGGAUGUCCUUGUGACCGGCUCUCGAGAGCUGGUGGCCGGUACCAUUCAAGUGCUACAGAAGAUGAAAGAUAAAGAAUUCGGCAAAUGGCGCUAAAAAAUAUUUCCAACACAGAUCUAAAAACUAGACCCCUAGCAGUCCUUUAAACAAGCAUUGGUUAUGCAUUCCAGUUACUGUAUUUAUGUAUAUGUAUACUUAAAAUUCUAGUUAUCGUUCCACUUGAGAAAAACCCCCACCCAAAAAAAAACCGCGUUUUAGUUAUAGACAGGUUUUAAAAUAUAUUAAUUGUUUUAUCUAUUUUGUAUGCCCUGCAA